Messenger RNA from Actinia tenebrosa (Australian red waratah sea anemone), 2027 nucleotides. RefSeq lists its product as uncharacterized. The record is from RefSeq and is a predicted model, not a curated record. NCBI's taxonomy places the organism in Eukaryota, Metazoa, Cnidaria, Anthozoa, Actiniaria, Actiniidae.
GCAACAGGCAUUGAAAAAUCGGGGCAAGCAACCAUGAUCGUAAACGAAAUUAUCUAUUUCUUUGCUUCCAGACAAGCAAUGAUUUUUAUUCUAUUACUGUCAAGUUGCCUUUGUGUGACCGCAGAAAAUGGCUAUGGGUACGAAGUUGAAGUGCAACCUCUUAACGAAGCACCAGAUACAGCGCAGCCAUUCAAAGGAGUUCCAACCGGUAGAUAUACUUUCCUGGAUGCGAUAAAGACGCCACAAAAUCCUGGAAAUCAACCAGCCCUUGAUAAGGGACGCACACCAGAAAUGCGCCUUGGUUUAAACACAGUACAUUCACAGAACCCGGACAAUCAAUACGUCAUGGACCUCGUCCUGGUGCUCGAUUCAUCUUACUCCAUAACAUUAUUUGGUUGGAUGAAGAUAAAAAACGCAGCCAAAAAGCUCAUAGACAGUUUAAACAUCUCGCCACAGGGAACCCAUGUGGCUAUCAUGAAAUACAGCACUGAUGUUGAAACUUAUUACAUGUUUGACCCAAAAGCAAGCAAGGAUAAACUGAAGCAAUUGCUAGAUAAUCUACAGUUUGACGGUGAAUGGUCUAGGCUGGACAUAGCGAUGCAGUCAGUUGACCGUCAUGUGUUCGUUCCUAUUGGCGGUGCCAGACUUGGGAAAGUCCCAAAAGCAGUUGUAAUAUUUUCGGAUGGGAAAUCCGAUGGUCCUACUGCACCUGAAGAAGAAAUAGACUGGCAACAGAGACUUGUCGAACCACUGAAUUCAUUGAGAAACAAAAAUGUGGAUAUCUUCAGUGUUGCUGCUGGUGUGCCAGAUAAGGAUGCAUUAGAAGCUAUUACUGGUAGUUCUGCACGCGUCUUUGACAUAGAUAGUGUUGAUAACCUGGUGGCCGCUAUUAAAGCUGAAAGCUUACAGAUUACUCCUCCUCUUCCUCCUCUUCCUCCUGCUGCUGCUGCUGCUCCAACGACAUCAGCAACGACACCACCAACACCAACAACGACACCUUUACCAACACCAUCACCACAAGCAGCAGAAACAACAAUAUUAUCGAAUAUAAUUACAUUGACAACACAAGAGACUUGUACUGCUAUUGAAACUUUAACCCUGACGACAUUAGUUGCAUCCACACCAGUUACAACCGUAAUAACGACAGAAACCCAAACGACUUUGUUAACGGCCACAGAGACUGCUUCGACCGUUGUCGAAACAGCUACACAAACAGAUACAGUAACCGAGACCGUCACUGCAACUACUACGGAGCCGCUUACUUCAACAGCCAAGAUUACCGCUACGUCUACUGUAGCGGCUACUGCGACAGCUACUAAGAUGGUCACCUUGACAACAAUGGUUGAAGUAACUUCUACUACCUAUGCUAAAGCAGUAGCAACGCCCAUUCCAAUUACACUUGUGGGAUCAGUUGAAAGGAAGAAAAAAAAAAAGAUUCCUCGCGCCAAGCGAUGGUAUGAAGACUACCUCCCUAAAUUCGUCCACCGAUGGAUGGCGAUCAAGGAAUAGCUGCCUUAAUCUUAAAUAUGAUUGAUUCCUUAUAAUAUUUGAAAAAACAAAUAAACAAACAAACAAACAAGACGAAACAAAAAAAAAUCAGUCAUAACAGUAUUUCAAACCAAGUGCCCAUUGGAAUUAAAUAUCGGAUUGUCGUUAUAAGUGAAGUACCAAAACUGAAAAGUAAUCAAAACGCUGCACUAUAACAAUAAAUAUAACUAAUUAAACAAUAGAAAAUGACAGAAUUAGCAUAUUUUAGCACUAUUUAGUACUAUUUAGGAUGCACGCUUUUAUUGUUUGUACUCUAGUAAGACAGGUACUUCUUCGUUACUUUGCCGUCCUCCUUCCAAGCUACUUCUCUAUAACAAGGCCAGCUGGAUCAUUUUUUUUCCGGCGUAUCUUGGAUCUAAAUGAUAAAAUCUUGUAUCCGCUGGUUGCUCAUAUUUAGUGGUCUUUGUUACCUCGGGGAUUGGUUUAAAAGAAACCGCCAGGAUAGUCCCUAUGUAAAAAAAAAAAAACUCUAAUCAUCG